Messenger RNA from Erpetoichthys calabaricus (reedfish), 4191 nucleotides. It is a transcript of the gene vps72b, whose product is annotated as vacuolar protein sorting 72 homolog b. The record is from RefSeq and is a predicted model, not a curated record. Gene Ontology annotation, molecular function: ATP-dependent H2AZ histone chaperone activity. Lineage: Eukaryota; Metazoa; Chordata; Cladistia; Polypteriformes; Polypteridae. Bases 267 to 1376 code for a protein of 369 amino acids. Gene Ontology annotation, biological process: regulation of DNA-templated transcription; chromatin remodeling. Gene Ontology annotation, cellular component: nucleus. The transcript has 7 exons.
ACUUGUACAGCCUGACUGCGUCACUGUCUUCUGUCAACAUAGUGGCAGUUCGAGUGGUCGAUGGGAAACGCUUCCUUUAUUGUUGAAGUGGACGAUGAUUUGAAAAGAAAAAAUCAAAACAACAACAAUAAGUGAUUGUUUAGCCAUCAUUUGGAGCUUUCGGCUGCAUUUACAUUUUCUUUAUUUUAUUUUUAAAAGAACAUAUCUGGCAAAGAAGGUCAAGUAAUCGUUUUAUUUAUCAUUUGUACUACUCGGGGACAUUGAAAAUGAGUCUAGUCUUUAAUCGAGUUCCCAGAAAGACUGCGGGGAACCGCAUGUCUAAACUUCUUGAUGCAGAAGAGGAGGAUGAAUUCUACAAAACUACAUACGGUGGUUUUAACGAGGAAUCGGGUGACGAUGAAUACAAAGGUGACCAGUCAGAAAGCGAAGAUGAGGUAGACAGUGACUUUGAUAUUGAUGAAGGGGAUGAGCCUGACAGUGACCAAGAAGAGGAUGAACCUAAGAGAAAGCGUCGUGUUGUCACAAAGGCCUAUAAGGAACCAAUCAAAGCCCCCAAGCCAAAGUCCAAACCAAGGAGGCCAACUACUCAGACCAGCACUUCUGAAAAAGUAGACUAUACACCAGAGCUUUUUGAGUUGCAGGAUGACAUUGGUGAAAAUCGAAAGUCUGUGCGGCAGUCUACAACAGAGCAUACAAGGCUUACCUACCUGCGUUUGCAAGAGCGGCAAGUACAGCCAAGGAGAAAGAAGGGACCUCAUCAUGAUCGUCCAUUAACACAAGAGGAGCUGUUGGCUGAGGCUAAAAUCACAGCAGAAAUCAACUUGCGCUCACUUGAGAAUUACGAGCGUUUGGAAGCCGAUAAAAAGAAACAGGUCUGUAAGAAGCGUCGAUGUGAUGGCCCUACUAUUCGAUAUCAUUCAGUGCUGAUGCCAAUAAUUUCAGAGAAUCAUCUCAAAGAGGAAAAUGUUGAUGUAGAAGGACUGGAUCAAGACAACCAGCAGUCAUCUUCUGCAGGUAUAUCAGAAUGUCUGCCGCCUGGGACUCAAACGUCAACUGGGAAGUGUUCACGUACCUUUAUCACGUUCAGCGAUGAUGAAACAUUUGAGCAGUACUUCUCCAGGGUUCGACAAUUGCGUGCACCAGUGAAGGAGAUCUGUCCAGUUACCCAUAAGCCAGCCCUUUACCGAGAUCCUAUUACUGACAUCCCAUAUUCUAAUAUCCGUGCCUUUAAGAUCAUACGGGAAGCAUAUAAGAAAUAUGUUACAGCGCACGGACUUCCAAACACUGCUGGUGGUGGACUAGGGGGACUGGGAGAUCCCAAUGCCAGGGGCACCAGGCAGAAAAUUAUCAUCAAGCAGAGUAUGCCAGCUACCUAGGAGGGCACAUACACUUGUGUAAAAUAGCUGUGGAAGAAAAGAAUACAGGAGUAAAAUGGUAAAUUUGAUGUUUGGAAAGAAUGAACACUGUAUGAAAGUUUGUUUGAAAGGAAAGCAAUACCUUAGGCAAUGUUUUCAUGAAAAAUUUGUUGACUUCUAAAAAGCAGUACAGAUAUAUACCUAAGAUAUAAAAUAUGGACUUGAUUUUUAAGUGCUGGACUUUCACUUUGAGCAUUGUACAGUUGUAAUGUGUUGAAGUUAGACAAUUACAAAUGAAACAGCUGAAGUGCUACUUUUAUUGGCUUUAUUUUUUUAACAUGUAAUGAUUUUCUAAUUUGAGAGCCUGGAAAAAAAAUUAAACUCGAUCCACAACAAGUCAAUGAAGCUAAAUGAAACUGACGAUUUUUGGUGGUUUUAUUUGCUAAAUAUGCUUGCUUAUUUCUUUACUAUAAUUUAUUUGGUCUUAUUUGACUCUGCAUCAUUCUUGGUACCCAAAGGUGAUGUUCAGUCUGGUUGUUGCUUCCUUGGAGUUCCUCAGAGAAUGGUAUAGUUACCUGCCUUGUACCCAUUCUUUUGAGAAUGGCAAUGUACUACCUUUACAUUUCCCAAGCAUACUAAAUCAGGUAUUAAAAUGGAAGCAUGGUUUGGCCGUUUAAACCCUGCUUUAAAGUGUUAUUUUGUUAAUAGUCAUGUACAGUGCAUCCGGAAAGUAUUCACAGCGCAUCACUUUUUUCACAUUUUGUUAUGUUACAGCCUUAUUCCAAAAUGGAUUAAAUUCAUUUUUUUCUUCGGAAUUCUACACACAACACCCCAUAAUGACAACGUGAAAAACGUUUACUUGAGAUUUUUGCAAAUUUAUUAAAAAUAAAAAAACUGAGAAAGCAGAUGUACAUAAGAAUUCACAGCCUUUGCCAUGAAGCUCAAAAUUGAGCUCAGGUGCAUCCUGUUUCCCCUGAUCAUCUUUGAGAUGUUUCUGCAGCUUAAUUGGAGUCCACCUGUGGUAAAUUCAGUUGAUUGGACAUGAUUUGGAAAGGCACACACCUGUCUAUAUAAGGUCCCACAGUUGACCAUUCAUGUCAGAGCACAAACCAAGCAUGAAGUCAAAGGACUUGUCUGUAGACCUCCAAGACAGGAUUGUCUCGAGACACAAAUCUGGGGAAGGUUACAGAAAAAUGUCUGCUGCUUUGAAGGUCCCAAUGAGCACAGUGGCCUCCAUCAUUUGUAAGUGGAAGAAGUUCGAAACCACCAGGACUCUUCCUAGAGCUGGCCGGCCAUCUAAACUGAGUGAUCGGGGGAGAAGGGCCUUAGUCAGGGAGGUGACCAAGAAACCGAUGGUCACUCUGUCAGAGCUCCAGAGGUCCUCUGUGGAGAGAGGAGAACCUUCCAGAAGGACAACCAUCUCUGCAGCAAUCCACCAAUCAGGCCUGUAUGGUAGAGUGGCCAGACGGAAGCCACUCCUUAGUAAAAGGCACAUGGCAGCCCGCCUGGAGUUUGCCAAAAGGCACCUGAAGGAUUCUCAGACCAUGAGAAAGUAAAUUCUCUGGUCUGAUGAGACAAAGAUUGAACUCAAGUUUGGAGGAAACCAGGCACCGCUCAUCACCAGGCCAAUACCAUCCCUACAGUGAAGCAUGGUGGUGGCAGCAGCAUGCUGUGGGGAUGUUUUUCAGCGGCAGGGACUGGGAGACUAGUCAGGAUAAAGGGAAAGAUGACUGCAGCAAUGUACAGAGACAUCCUGGAUGAAAACCUGCUCCAGAGCGCUCUUGACCUCAGACUGGGGUGACGGUUCAUCUUUCAGCAGGACAACGACCCUAAGCACACAGCCAAGAUAUCAAAGGAGUGGCUUCAGGACAACUCUGUGAAUGUCCUUGAGUGGCCCAGCCAGAGCCCAGAUUUGAAUCCGAUUGAACAUCUCUGGAGAGAUCUUAAAAUGGCUGAGCACCGACGCUUCCCAUCCAACCUGAUGGAGCUUGAGAGGUGCUGCAAAGAGGAAUGGGCGAAACUGGCCAAGGAUAGGUGUGCCAAGCUUGUGGCAUCAUAUUCAAAAAGACUUGACGCUGUAAUUGCUGCCAAAGGUGCUUCGACAAAGUAUUGAGCAAAGGCUGUGAAUACUUAUGUACAUGUGAUUUCUCAGUUUUUUUUAUUUUUAAUAAAUUUGCAAAAACCUCAAACUUUUUUCACGUUGUCAUUAUGGGGUGUUAUGUAUAGAAUUCUGAGGAAAAAUAUGAUUUUAAUCCAUUUUGGAAUAAGGCUGUAACAUAACAAAAUGUGGAAAAAGUGAUGCGCUGUGAAUACUUUCCGGAUUCACUGUAAAUUCCACAGUAUUCCAGAUCACAAAAACAGUGUAUAAUUGGAAUGUUGUAGCAUUUGUGAAUAAACUGAAAAAGAUGUACUUGUGUUAAUCUAGGAGUGGCCACCGUACUUAAACAAUUCCUAAACUGCUCUCAGUUGACUGCUGAUUUUAGUUUGUUACCUGGCCUGUCAUGUUUUACUAUUUGUUGAAACUUUGAUCUUUUUUUUAUCCCUUAUAUUUUGAGAACCAGUGAAUAAGCAUGUUAUAUUGUGGGCAGUUCAUUGUGUUUAUUUUUCUUAGCAGUUGGGUGAGUAUUAAUAAUUAAAAGUAGUUAUUUCUUUUAAUGACAUCUGCUGCAAAUGACUGGAUGUGAAUUAUGUGUUUGUGUGGAAUGUUCACAUGCUUGUAUUGCGUUUUUUUUUUUUUUUUUGUUCUCAUAUAUAAAAGUUAACGGGCAGCCCCAAACUGGGUCUUGUAAGAGUGAGCACAGGAAUGCCCUCUAAUAAAGUGAAGUCCUUUCCAGGA